Messenger RNA from Durusdinium trenchii, 453 nucleotides. Lineage: Eukaryota; Dinophyceae; Suessiales; Symbiodiniaceae. The record is from the annotation of a GenBank genome assembly.
AUGCAGAUUGCUUGGUACCAAAUUGGCACCCAUGUCGAGCAUCUUUUCUACGCCCUGGAGUUGACAUUGACAAGUAUCAUGGUUACAAAUAUUUUCCAGUACGGCUGGUGGCGAUGCAAAGCUCGAACCGGUGAUCUGUCCCACUGGCAAAGGUGGGACGCUGCAUACUACUUGGGGGCAGCUGUGCCUAUGAAUAUUGGUAUGCCACUGGCAGUAGUGCUCAUCUAUAUCGGUGAAGCAGGCUAUCCACAUUCCAAAAUGUGGCGCAACGGGAGCUGGAUGCCGAAUACACCACAUGGAAUUAUUCUGUACAUCUUCAAAUGGCUUGGAGUGAUAUUCCUCACAAUUGGUGUGUUCAAAGCCACCCAGCUUCACUGGAAGAUCAUUAAGAAGUGGAGGAAGCUGCGUGGCCAGGCGGAGUCAGCAAGAACUGGGAGAUCCAUUGAUUUGUGA